GUCGACUCCCAGCGGUACGUCACAUCAUGAGUUUGCUGGGAUAAAGAGGCUUUAUAUGGGGAUUUAAACUGAUGUCUAGACGAGCACAGAGGAAGCGAGGAAUUAUAUGCGCAGUCUCGUAGUCGACCUCUAUUCUUUAGACUCUGUAUUAAGCCAGCUGUGUUUUUAAUAUCGGCUGUUCAUAUACAAUCAUAGGAACGGAGGAAGCUAAUGUAGACUGUUAGCUGCGAGAAUUCAGAAGCCGAAUCGUUCAAGAGUCACACCCUAGUGUUCACUGUCCUCCCUCGGCCACGCGACCGCGGGUACAGAUGCGCGGCCACGCUUCUGGGUCCGGAUUACAGCGGGACUCUUCCCUGCAAAGAUCUCUGUGCUGAAACAACUAAGACGCAUCAAGAAAGUCAUAAGACUAUGUGUUCACCGAUGUACACGUUUGUUUUGAGAGAUGACAACAGUACUGUGUAUGCCGAGGUCGCCAAGAUCCUCAUCUCUACUGGGAAAUGGAAACGACUGAAGAAGGACAAUCCUCGGUUCAAUUUAAUGUUGGGAGAGAGAAAUCGGCUGCCUUUCGGACGGCUGGGUCACGAACCAGGACUGAUGCAGCUGGUGAAUUAUUACAGAGGAGCUGAUAAACUGUGUCGCAAAGCAUCCCUGGUCAAGAUUAUCAAGACCAGUCCAGAGUUAAAGGACUCCUGUAACUGGUUCCCUGAGUCUUACAUCAUAUACCCAACCAACCUCAACACCCCAGUGGCCCCGGCCUCCAAUGGCAUCGGCCACAUGAAGAGCAACCCAAAGACAGAUGAGCGAGAGGUCUUCUUAGCUUCUUAUAACUCCAGAAAGGAAAGCGGAGAGGGAACGGUGUGGAUCGCCAAAUCAUCAGCAGGUGCAAAAGGUGCAGGUAUUUUGAUAUCUCAUGAUGCAAAUGAGUUGCUUGAGUUCAUCGAUAAUCAAGGCCAAGUGCAUGUCAUUCAGAAAUAUCUGGAAAAACCGCUGCUGUUAGAGCCGGGACAUCGCAAAUUUGAUAUAAGGAGUUGGGUGCUUGUAGACCAUCAGUAUAAUAUCUACUUGUACCGUGAAGGAGUGUUGAGGACGUCUUCUGAGCCCUACAACAGCUCGGAUCUGCAGGACAUGACCAGUCACCUGACCAAUCACUGCAUCCAGGAGGAGCACUCGCAGAACUACGGCCGCUACGAGGAGGGCAACGAGAUGUUCUUUGAUGAGUUCAGACAGUACCUGUUGAGCACACACAGCGUUGCCAUGGAAACAUCGAUUUUACCUCAGAUCAAGCAUAUCAUCAGGAGCUGUCUGACAUGCAUCGAGCCAGCCAUCAGCACGAAGCACCUGUCCUACCAGAGCUUCCAGCUCUUCGGCUUUGACUUCAUGCUGGACGAGAGCUUUAAAGUCUGGCUAAUUGAGAUCAAUGGGGCACCUGCCUGUGCACAGAAACUCUACCCUGAGCUGUGUCAAGGCAUCGUGGAUGUAGCCAUCUCCACAGUCUUCUCUCUGAGUGCAGAUGCCAUCUUAUCCUCACCUCCGUUCUCCACUUCUCCAUCUCUGUCCUCCAACUCCUGCUCCUCCCCCAAGAUCAGAGCGCCUCAUCACUUCGGCCCAUUCAUCAAACUAUAAACUGCCCCUCCCCAUAGUCCUGCCCAAAAACAUCAACCAAUCUAGGAGGCAUAAGGAUGUACACCUGAUCUUGGGGAUGAGCAUGCAGGGGAUUCAUCACUGUCUGAAGAGGACAGAAGGGACAUGAGGUCACCCCUGUAAACUCCUCUUCCAAACCCAGAGGAGUCCACAAAGUAACGACUGGAAGGUGAGGAGAAUCCUGCACAUACUGAUGUAGCAGUACCCAGAAAAGUGUGAUUUGUUUUUAAAGACAAGCAUGCACACUUAUAAUUGAGACUACAGUUGUUUGAGGCUUUAACACUCAAAAGACGUGACUUUGCAAGCACACAUUUGAAUAAGAAGAGGAAGGUUUACAGUAGCUCCCUAGAUCUGUUGCAUCCACAAGACUCCUCAGGGCUUUCCCAGGCACCUUGAUCAAACGGAGGGUGGAUUUGAGACUUUAGUGCCUUACAUAUUCACGUCCUCGCUAACACUAACUCCCAACAAGCUACCUGGCUUUUUGUACGUCUGUAUGUGUCCCAUCAGCUCUGUUAUCUGUCAGAUCCGGUGUUUUAUGCUGAUAGCUUAACUGUGUUUUAAACCGUUUUGAAACCACAAAAGAAUCGUUCUCAGAUGCAUAUAUGUAUGAUUUGCAGUGUAUUGUACAUUGUUGUGAUGUCUUCAAAACAGUAUUUGGUAGAAAUGGCAGAAUAUAUGUUUGCUUGCAUAUUUAUUUGGGUUUUUUUUUAUUGUCUUGUUACUUAUUCUGACCAGAUUUCGUCUUCCCACUGAUUCUGUUGCUGUUAAUACAGACACAUUUUUGGUCUGGUUCAUAACUACUUUGUGACAGGCAAUCAAGCUCAUCUGGGAAUUGAGGACGCUCUUCCUUCUGCUUGAAUUGUCAGGGGACAAAUACUAGCAUUCAGAACUCUCUUAUUAUCCAGGAGACAAAUCAUAUAUUGAAAUGUCUAUAAUUGUCCAUCAGUUCAGUUUAGUUAUUCCAUUCAUUCCCAGUCAUGUCGAGUUAUUUAAAAAACAAAACAAAAAAAAACAACCUUUGAUGGACUGAGAUGUUGCAUAUUAAAAGCAAGGCUCUUUAUACAUAACUAGAGGAAGGUAAGAAUGCAUCACUUCAACUCAUUUUCUAUUGUUAAGUUUGUUGAUUUUUAGCACCCAAGUAUUUUGAGUCGUUGAAUAUUAUUUCUCCAGACCUAUUCUGCACAUGUUCAUGACCCGUUUCAUCUUUGUGUGCAAGGAGAAACAAGUUCCUGUGGUUGGUGUGGUUCAUUGAGAGCAAUGGUUGACCUUUACACUGUAAUGAUGUCUGUGAUGCAAAUGACACGCAUGAAAGUGGAUGUAGAAAAAGAAGGUGAUAUUAAACAUGUGAUGGUCAGAUAUCAGUAUUGUUGCUUGGGGAAAGAGGAAGGCGUCUGUUUAAAAUGGGCUUAGGCAGUAUCACAUCUUUUUGAAUCUGAAAGAAAAGGUUUUAAAGGAAAGGUCUGCCUAUUUGAAACAUACUGAGAGGGUCGACAACAGUAAUAAUAAGAAAAGAUCAGUAAUCCAGUUUUAUUAUGUGUCUUCGCCUUACUUAUUGCCAUAAGGUUAGUCACAUUUUUACAUAAAGAUUUUGCUGCACAGUCUUCGCGUUGGCUGUUUCGAGUUGUAUGUAGCCUGAAUAAGGGAAAACAUGACCAUCUAGCCAAAGAUGAGUGUGAUUAAAUAUCCUCACUGCUGUCUAAUAAACUUUACCGGUUUGAGUUAAGUUGUGAAACAUUGGGAAUGGUGUUGUAAUGGUUUUUCUCUGUGUCUGUUUGAGGGAAGAUCAAUGCAGUGUAUGUUGAAUUAGUGAAAGCCUAAACGUAUUUAAGUCAUUCAAAUAAAAGCCUCAAUCAUGUGCAAUA
Molecule: messenger RNA, 3503 nt
Organism: Carassius gibelio (silver crucian carp)
Lineage: Eukaryota; Metazoa; Chordata; Actinopteri; Cypriniformes; Cyprinidae
Product: tubulin--tyrosine ligase-like
Exons: 8
Coding region: 409-1623 (404 amino acids)
Biological process (GO): protein modification process
Source: RefSeq, a predicted model, not a curated record